AUGGCCACCCUGCUCUCCGAGCUCGACCUGGGCAGCUCCGCCCUCACCAAACAGUACACUAUCAGCCUGUUCGACAUGCACUACGUCCUGCCCCCGAUAUGGAGCGUGUCGGCGGUGAACCUCUUCUUCGCGUACGCGGCGUCGAAGCUGGCGGGGGUGGCGUUCACCUGGCUCUGGGUGGCCCUGACCAAGGACUACACCCGGCCCCUGGUCUACUCCUCCGUGGUGCUGUCGCUCCUGCCCGGGGUCGGCCUCGGCAUCUACAUGGUCAUCAAAGCUACCCCGGGCCGACGCGUGUGGGUGAGUGCGCCCCGAGAAGCAUGGCUGUGGCGCGUCAUUCAUGUGCUCACGCCCUUCUCGACCACAGCGUUUGUGGCACUGGUGCCCGCUCUCUUUUGGGAGUACUUCACGGCCCUCGGACUGCUGCUGGCCGCUUUGCUCUACGAGUCCGUCACCAUGUACCUCCUGCUGGCCUUCUUCGGCCUCUCGUCCAUGUGGACCUCAGGAGUUAUCCAAAGCGUUUUGCGAGUGACGAGCGCUGGGGUGUGCGGCGUGUGGUACCACCGCAGCCACUACGGCAACAACUUCGAGAUCGAGAUGGAGGGCGAGCGCAAGGCGCUGGUGGAAACCUAUUCUGAAAACGUCGGAAACCCCUUAGCCACAACGAACCCCACGCUCGCCUUUGUCAAGCAGUCGCUGACCGAGUCCUUCGGCUCCGUCACCGUGGCUGCGCUUCUCGCCUCCGACUGGCGCACCUCCCGGGCCAUCUUCGGCUCCCUGCAAGAGAAGGUGAAGGACUCAAAGUCGUGCUUUGCCUCCGGCGUGCGGUGGAUCGUAACCGGCCUGGACAGGAUCAUCCACCACUUCAACUACUAUGCCUACACACAGAUCGGAAUCUACCACAAGCCGUACUGUGUCGCUGCCAAUGACACCUGGCGCCUCCUUUCAGCUCGCGGCAGCAUCAACAUUCUCAACGACAACAUCAUCGGAGGCAUAUUGCCGCUCUCCAACAUCGUAGCGGGCACCUUUACCCUGGUCGUGGGGCUGACCAUCACCUAUGUUCUCGAGGGAGACUACUACCUCUUGGCCGGCAUGCUGUCGUACAGUGCCGGCGGCUCGGUCAUGAUGCAAGUACUGCAAGUGGCGGAGAGCUCGGUGGUGACGAUCAUACUCUGCUUCGCGGAGGAACCGCAGGUGCUUCGGCGCAACCACCCGCGGCUCUACGACAGCUUCAAGCGAAUCUACGGCAGCGUCUGCGAUCUCUUCGCCGACGACGACGAACGAACAGAAAAGAUAUGA
This is a messenger RNA of Acanthamoeba castellanii str. Neff, 1299 nucleotides long. RefSeq lists its product as uncharacterized. Gene Ontology annotation, cellular component: plasma membrane. Gene Ontology annotation, molecular function: transmembrane transporter activity. The transcript is spliced from 8 exons. Lineage: Eukaryota; Discosea; Longamoebia; Acanthamoebidae. The record is from RefSeq and is a predicted model, not a curated record. The coding region runs from base 1 to 1299 and encodes 432 amino acids. Gene Ontology annotation, biological process: transmembrane transport.